Molecule: messenger RNA, 4385 nt
Organism: Trachemys scripta elegans
Lineage: Eukaryota; Metazoa; Chordata; Testudines; Emydidae
Gene: ZDHHC17
Product: zinc finger DHHC-type palmitoyltransferase 17
Exons: 12
Coding region: 109-1380 (423 amino acids)
Biological process (GO): protein palmitoylation
Cellular component (GO): Golgi membrane
Molecular function (GO): protein binding; palmitoyltransferase activity
Source: RefSeq, a predicted model, not a curated record
AUGUUUCCAUUAAUCUUGGGGACAAAUAUCACAAAAAUACAGCACUACAUUGGGCUGUGCUAGCAGGAAAUACUACAGUCAUUAGUCUUCUACUAGAAGCUGGAGCUAAUGUUGAUGCCCAAAAUAUCAAGGCAUGGCCGAGUGAUGGAGGAUUCAGCUAUUUUUCAAGCCUCUAUGAAUGCUUUGUUUAGGAGAGGAGUUAACUCCAGUAGAAGAGAGGAGGAGUCAAAUGCGAAACUGGAGCUGGAGGGAGAAUCACCACUUGAUUUGGCAAAACAGAGAAAAAAUGUUUGGAUGAUCAACCACUUACAGGAGGCAAGACAGGCAAAGGGAUAUGACAAUCCAUCAUUUCUCAGAAAGCUAAAGGCUGAUAAGGAAUUUCGUCAGAAGGUGAUGCUAGGAACUCCAUUCCUAGUUAUUUGGCUGGUUGGGUUUAUAGCAGACCUAGAUGUUGAUUCGUGGCUCAUUAAAGGGCUAAUGUAUGGUGGGGUAUGGGCUAUGGUACAGUUUCUUUCAAAAUCAUUCUUUGAUCACUCUAUGCAUAGUGCACUGCCUCUUGGAAUAUACCUGGCAACUAAAUUCUGGAUGUAUGUGACAUGGUUUUUCUGGUUCUGGAAUGAUCUCAAUUUUCUCUUUAUACAUCUUCCAUUCCUUGCCAAUAGUGUUGCACUUUUCUACAAUUUUGGAAAAUCCUGGAAAUCAGACCCAGGAAUCAUUAAAGCCACAGAAGAACAAAAGAAAAAGACAAUAGUUGAACUUGCAGAGACAGGAAGUCUGGACCUCAGUAUAUUCUGCAGUACCUGUUUGGUAAUACGGAAGCCAGUGAGGUCCAAACAUUGUGGCGUGUGCAAUCGAUGUAUAGCAAAGUUUGACCACCACUGCCCAUGGGUGGGUAACUGCGUAGGGGCAGGGAACCAUCGCUAUUUCAUGGGAUAUCUGUUCUUUUUGCUUUUUAUGAUCUGUUGGAUGAUUUAUGGCUGUAUCUCUUACUGGGGAAUCCAUUGUGAGACUACUUACACAAAGGAUGGAUUGUGGACAUACAUUACACAAAUUGCCACCUGUUCACCUUGGAUGUUUUGGAUGUUUCUAAAUAGUGUGUUUCAUUUCAUGUGGGUGGCUGUGUUACUUAUGUGUCAGAUGUAUCAGAUAUCUUGUUUAGGUAUCACUACAAAUGAAAGGAUGAAUGCAAGACGAUACAAGCACUUUAAAGUCACAACAACAUCUAUUGAAAGCCCAUUCAACCAUGGAUGUAUAAGGAAUAUUAUAGACUUCUUUGAAUUCAGAUGCUGUGGUCUUUUUCGUCCUGUUAUUGUGGACUGGACAAGGCAGUAUACAAUAGAAUAUGACCAAACUUCAGGAGCAGGCUACCAGCUAGUGUAGCACCAUCUUCAUCCUGUGAGCAUAUCAGAUCUGAGUGGUGCCUGAAAAUUUCUCUCUCUCUCGAAUCCACAUCCUUUGAACCGUAGCAUGCUAUGUGUAGGGCUAACGAUGAAUCUUACGGUACCUUCUCUUUAUCAGAGUUUUAUUAACGAAGGUAAAAAUGGACAGAAUAAACUGCCAAUCCUGAUAAGGAAGAGGAGGAAGAUCAAAAAGGGAUUUUAACCAUUCUUAACAUGAGAAUUAUUCACAACAACAUAUUCACUACAUUUGUUGUUGGAUUUUUUAUUUAACACCUUUUACAAAGGAGCAUGAGAUUAUUAAAGUAUUGACAUACUUAGUCAUGUUGUGCUGAACAGAAAUAUUUAUUUCCCAAUUCGAAUAAUUCCAUUGGAGUAAGAAUCUGGAGUCUAAAACUAAAUUUCACAAUGCAGUCAGCCUUCAUUAAGAUUGCUACAUUUAGUUCAGGUAAUGUGAUUUUAUAUUGAUUUUCUAUAGUAUUAUGUACAUGGGAAAAUGUGCAUUUCAAUACUGUGAUUAAAAUCAUGUGGUUUUAUUGGGGAUCGACUGUAAUGUGUUAAGCUGCUGAAGCAGGGCACAUGAGGAUAAUGUUCACAAAUAAGUGUGUUACCUAUAUUUUAUGGCUAUCAGCAGUUAUGGCCAUCUGUUUCCGGUACAGUGAAAUACUCGUAAUAACCUUGUUUCGAGGUUGUAUAGUCUGAAAAUAAACAGUUGCACGAGUAAGUAAAGCUCUUCUGUCGAAGUUAAAGCCCAGCUUAAGUGCAUGAUAUACCUUUUAAAAAUAGACCACAAUAUAUACUAUAUGAUAUUCAGCAAAAAAUAAAACCGAAUUUAAUUUGAUAUCUUUGAACAAAUGAUAUUAACAAUUUAAUACUAGGAGUGAUCUAGUGUAAUAUAUUGCAUAGUGACUGGAAAGGUUUGAAGAGAAGUUGCAUAGGGGGACCAAAGACGUGAAUGCAAAAUCUCAGUAAUAGAAAAGAAGGGUUUGUAACAGUUUUAAAUUCCAUGUGAUUGCAAAACAAAUCGUGAACACUGACUAAAACACUCAUUUUGUUUGCAUAUAAAAUGAUUGAAUCCAAGCUUAAGUAAAGUGUGAUCUCUGUUAAUAGCACAUAUGAAUGGAAAAUCUAAUAGGACAUUCUGAAGAAGACGGUAUGUCAGCAAGUGGAAAUCAUCCUUGAGAUUUUUUUCUGUUAAGUUCUCUCACUGCAAAUAUGUUUGAAAGGUAGGGAAUGAUAUGAAAUCUCAUUCCAAAUGGGCUUUUUGUUGUUGAAUGUGAUGCACUGAUUUUCUGUUAUGGCGUUUUCCUAUACUCAUGGUGAAUUAUUCACUGUUUCCUUAACUAUUGUUUACAGAGAGACUGAGACUUGCAUUAGUUCUCUUUUAAGUGCUGUAGCAACCUAGUGGUUCGAGAAAUCUGUGAAGGGAAUUUUCAGAGGGGACCUGGAAGCAGUUGAUAGAGACCACUGUAAAGAAUGUGUAUCUGUAUAUAAAUAAUUUAUCAAAUAGUUUUCUCUUUGUGAGUGUGUGUUAGUAUAUUUAAGGUUUCUCAUUUCAUUUUAUCAACCAAAAAGUGUAGGAAGAUAUCUAAUGAGCUUUUAGUGAUGUUCAAUACUGCUGUUAAUAGGCAUUAUACCCUGCAAAUUCACUGCAUGUUUGAUGCUUGGCAAAAUUAACAUUCUCUGUAAUAUGCAGAUUACAAGUAUAAAAGCAAUCUAGUGGUAUUCCCGCCCCUUGCCUUAGUAAGAGGAGCAGUGAAACUGUAAAUAGGUGAUGUUCAGUAUUUGCAAGUAGACAUUUUUUUCUUUAGCCGUUUCUUUGAUCACAAGACACUCGCAUAGUUUGCAAGUACCAGAUAUCAAGAUUAACAGAAAUGUAACGUUAGCGUACUUGAACGUUUAAGACUGGGGAAAAAAUCAACAUUAUCUUUGAUACAACGUUUCGGGGGAGUUGGUUACAGGGGUGGCAAGAGUUUUGUGCCAUAAUAAUUCUGUUAACAUGAACAAAAACAAAUGACACCCUUAUUCAUAUUUUUAAUUUCUAAAUGGAAAAAAGCAUGAAUAAGCCUUCAAAUUUUUUUUACUUCUUUUACAAUUAAAGGUAAUGUUCUGCACCUCCAGGAAAAUUUUUUUUCCCAUUUCUAUUUGGGGUCGGCUGACAUAAAGAACUUCAGUCAGUUGAACGUUUUUAGUAAAUACAUUUCAUAGCAUCAGUAAUCUAAUGUGUAAAGUACAUUAUUAUUUUAGUUGUCCGAUUAACUAACAAAGUCUGUGUACCAGAAUGUUUGCAAAACAAGAGUGGACUUUGGUGGUAAUAUGAGGUUAAUUUUGCAGUCUUUAUUUGAGCAUAGCUCCCUAGUGGGAGUUUUGCUUCAUUACAGACUGCACAAUUUGGCCAAUAGAAAAUAUAAUAGGUUUAGAAUCAACUUGCAAAUGUCCUGGAUUUAGGGCAUAUAAAUCUAAAUCAAAGAGUUAAUUAUCUUGAGGAAUACUGAGACCUAUGACCUGAAACCAUCAGAAUGGGAAAAGCCAUCUAUGCAGCAUUUUUCUGUCAAGUAAACUAUUAAACUUACAACUUGCGUAUUACAGCAAAACUACAUCGCUUCCAAAACUUCAUGACGCUGAUCCAGACUGAAAUCAGAUCAGCUUUAUCUGAUAUAGGUUGAGUAAAUGGAAAUUUUGUCUCAGCCCUAAACAUGUGCUGUUUCUUUGCGGGUUUCUAUGUUCUUUGGUGUCCACCAGAUUUUGUUUUUGAAAAUUAAUAUGCAUAAAACAACAUCAUUACAUUUUAAGCUAUGGAUACAUUGUUUUUGUAUUUUCUUUAUUUAUAACUGUGCCAAGUAUUAUUUUACUACUGUCAGGAUCUUGAUGUAUUACAUGGUGAACAAAAAUCUGUAAAAUGUUUAAUAAAUUAGCUCUCCUUACAUAAAUUAAAUCUGUGAAAUUUUUGUAAGUUAUUAAUCAAAUAAAUAUUGACUCUUACUUGCA